Molecule: messenger RNA, 564 nt
Organism: Phanerochaete carnosa HHB-10118-sp
Lineage: Eukaryota; Fungi; Basidiomycota; Agaricomycetes; Polyporales; Phanerochaetaceae
Exons: 4
Coding region: 1-564 (187 amino acids)
Source: RefSeq, a predicted model, not a curated record
AUGUCCGUCCCUACUACUAUCUCCGCUCUUAACUUCAGUGGUGUCUACACCCAGAACAAUUCCCUCAGCGACGCCUCUUCCCUCACCGCCAUGACCAAAGCUCAGGGUGUCUCCGAGGAACACCUCAAGGUAUUCGCCAAGGCUUCUAUAACCUUGACUAUCAAGCACACCACGGCGAACGGAGUCGAGACGAUCGAGGAAGAGUACAAGAGCGAUGUCUCGGAUGUCGACGACAGGCUCGAGCUCCUCGAGCUCGGCGCGCCGGAGCGCACUGCUGAGAGCAAGAUCAUCGGGGAGACCGCCGUCUCCGCCGCGCGCGUGCUCCUCAAGGAUGUCGAGGAGGCGAGCCUCAUCGGCGGGUGGGACAAGGUCACCGAGGAGCACGGCCUGGUGCUGGUCACCCUGCGCGGCGCCUCCGGCAACGACUGGACGUCCAAGAUGGCGCAGGGCUUCCAGGAGGUCGGCGGCGAGAGGCGCUUUGUGCGCCGUAUCGCUUUUACCAGCGGCGUAGGCGAGAAGCACACUGCUUGCCUCGUCUUUGACUACCAGGGUCCCGCCAACUGA